Molecule: messenger RNA, 1628 nt
Organism: Oncorhynchus masou masou (cherry salmon)
Lineage: Eukaryota; Metazoa; Chordata; Actinopteri; Salmoniformes; Salmonidae
Product: sialoadhesin-like
Exons: 11
Coding region: 1-1368 (455 amino acids)
Molecular function (GO): metal ion binding
Source: RefSeq, a predicted model, not a curated record
AUGGAGGACAAGAAGCCAGCGCUUAGUAGCAGCAAGCGGCAGAAGGAUGGGGUGGAGCUGGAGAGCACCAGGCUGGUGAUCAGGACCAGGAGGAUGGCUUCCAUCAAUGGUGAUGAGUGUUUCUUCUGGAGGACCACCGACUGUUUCUAUGGUGACAAGUGUCGCUUCAAACACAAGCCUGACCAGAGAGGAAGAGACAGGAAACCAUUGGUACUGGGUCAGGAUGGCUGGAGUGUGACUUACACCACUCAGAGUAUCUGUACCUUGAAGGGGUCAACAGUGGAGCUGACCUGCUCUUACACAUAUCCCAGAGGUCUUCAGGUGAAGGUGACUGGUGGACAUCAGGAUAAGACACUGACCUGUAGCACCACCUGUACUCUGACUGACAACCCCACCUACAUCUGGUACAAGAACGGACACAAAGACACUUCCAGCCUGGACUCAGACUCCUUUAGUGAUGCAGACAGUUACUCCUGUGCUGUAAAAGGCCACGAGGAUCUCCCUGCUCCAGCAGUGUGUCAGAAGUGUUGGAGUGUGACUUACACCCAUCAGAGUAUCUGUGCUUUGAAGGGGUCAACAGUGAACAUAUCCUGCUCUUACACAUAUCCCAGUUAUCAUGAGAUCAAACAAGCUUUCUGGUUUACUAAAUGGUCUGGUCUGGAGGCUGAAGAUCUGAGCUCAGUGCCAGGGUAUGAGGGUCAUAUAGAGUACCUUGGGGAUAAGGAGAGUGACUGUACCCUGAGAAUCACAGACCUGAGAUUGUGUGACUCUGCUGGGUACAGGUUCAGAUUCAUAACAUCUGGAGGAAUGUUUAAUGGCUCACCUGUCUCCCUGACUGUCACAGAUGUUGUGUUGGAGAUGGAUCCUACAUCUGUGUCAGAGGGGGAGAGAGUCACACUGAGAUGUAGAACCAAAUGUACACUGGACCCCAUCACAGUCUACAGUUGGUAUAAGAAUGGACAGUCUCUACCAAACAGCAACACCUCCUCUCCUGUCUAUAUCCUGUUCUCAGUCAGCAGUGAGGAUACAGGCAGAUACUCCUGUUCUGUAGAAGGACAUGAGGAUCUCCCCUCUGAUGAAGAGACUCUCACUGUCACAUAUGGCCCAAAGAACACCUCGGUGUCAGUCAGUCCCUCUGGUGAAAUAGUGGAGGACAGUUCAGUGACUCUAACCUGCAGCAGUGAUGCCAACCCACCUGUGGACAAAUACACCUGGUACAAGUUAACAUACAAGGACAUGUCGAUGAAACAUUCUGGACAGAGAUACACCAUCCUUAAUAUCAGCUCUGAGGACAGAGAGGGAUACUACUGUGAGGCUCUGAACAUUAUAGGGAGAGAGACUAUCCCUGUCCAUAUUAAUGUUAUAUGAGAUCCACAGGAGGAAGUGAUGCCACAGCAGACACACUGAUUAAGGGACUCCCCCGUGACACAGACCCUCAGAGAGAUGCUGAGCCCUCCGAUUAUGAGAACUGGAGCGAACCACCACAGAACCUGGACUGAAGAGAACCACCACAGAACCUGACUGAAGAGAACCACCACAGUACCUGGACUGAAGAGAACCACCACAUAACCUGGACUGAAGAGAACCACCACAGAACCUGACUGAAGAGAACCACCACAUAACCUGAC